AUGCUCGGUGAAGAGACACGACUAAACGUCAAGUCCAAUGAUAUCGCCAACACCAAUACAAUAGGUUACAAACAGCGUCGAGCACACUUUCAAGAUUUAAUCUAUCUCAAUCGAGGCACAGCUGGAACGCCCACGUCUACCUCUGGUACAGAAUCCCCUACCGGCACACACAUUGGGGUCGGUGUAAAACUUGCAGGGGUCAGCACAUUGGAUACACAAGGGGAUCUUAAAAAAACAAGCAACCCUUAUGAUUUUGCCAUUAGUGGAAAUGGAUUAUUCCAAGUUCAGCUCCCAACAGGAGAAAUUGCUUACACGCGUAAUGGAGAAUUCAAAAAAAGCAGUGACGGAACCAUCGUUACACUAGAUGGAUACACUAUCCAGCCAGGUAUUACUAUUCCCCCUGAUGCCCUCAGCGUUCGCGUAAACGAUGAAGGCGAAGUCUAUGCGAAAAUUGAUGGUCAGCAAGAACCUCAGCUGCUUGGACAAUUUGAACUUGCCAACUUUAAUAAUACUGCUGGAUUAGAAUCUAUUGGAAAGAAUUUGCUUAUAGAAACAACAGCUUCUGGUGCCCCCAUUGUUGGAACACCAAACUCUAUAGGAUUCGGGUCUGUGAACCAAGAAUACUUGGAAGCUUCUAACGUAAACUCUGUAGAAGCAAUGAUGGACAUUAUUUUGAUCCACCGUGGAUACGAACUUGGUGCAAAAGCAGCAAAAACUGCAGAUCAAAUGAUGUCUGAAGUUAAUAACAUAUAG
Messenger RNA from Stylophora pistillata, 753 nucleotides. Its product is annotated as flagellar basal-body rod protein FlgG-like. The record is from RefSeq and is a predicted model, not a curated record. Lineage: Eukaryota; Metazoa; Cnidaria; Anthozoa; Scleractinia; Pocilloporidae.